This is a messenger RNA of Zygotorulaspora mrakii, 2832 nucleotides long. RefSeq names its product CORVET complex subunit VPS3 (gene VPS3). NCBI's taxonomy places the organism in Eukaryota, Fungi, Ascomycota, Saccharomycetes, Saccharomycetales, Saccharomycetaceae. Gene Ontology annotation, cellular component: cytoplasm; fungal-type vacuole membrane. The coding region runs from base 1 to 2832 and encodes 943 amino acids. The transcript has a single exon. The record is from RefSeq and is a predicted model, not a curated record. Gene Ontology annotation, biological process: endosomal vesicle fusion; autophagy; vesicle-mediated transport.
AUGGGAAAUGGUGACCAGGAUAGUAUACCAAGUGUUACUGAGUCAAGCCCUCAAGAAAGUGGUCAUGACCUAGAGCCAGAUUCAGUGCAACAGACGCCCGAAACCGUCAAGGAGGACCCGGAAACCGUCAAGGGGGACCACCAAACCGACAAGGAGGAUUGCGAAACCGUCAAGGAGGACCAUGAAACACUAGAGAUAGAAAAAGGGCCUUUCAUCGUAUUCCCACUUAUUCAAGGACUGCCAUCGGAAUUACAAUAUACAAAUUUUGAGGCUUACGGUGAGAAUAUAUAUUUGGGGACUGCCACCGGAGACCUCCUACACUACUUCGAGAUUGAGCCCCGCAAUUUUAUGCUGGUAUCCCAAACCAAAUUUGAUGAAGAAUCCUCCAACCCCAUAGAAAAAAUGAUCCUCUUGCCAAAAAUUGAGCGAGCAUUGGUGCUGUGUAAUGGCACUUUGGUCGUUUUUCUACUGCCUGAGUUUGCACCAGCUCCGAACACAUUAAAAGUCAAAAGAAUCAAUGACAUUGCUUUGAAGGACUUUUCAGAACGUACUAAAUCUUAUAAAGUCUAUGCAGCUCAAAAAGAGCAUGUUAAACUGCUAAAGAUAAGCAUUAACGGAUUGACGCUUUCAAAAAGCUAUGAUUACAAGCAAAUAGAGGCACUUAAAGCUCAUGAGCGUAUUCUAGCUGUGGCAAAAUCCAACAACUAUGAAAUUAUUAACUUGCUGACAUCAAAGAACAUUCCCUUAUUUAGAGUAAGUGAAACUAAUUCACCAUUGAAGCCAAUUAUUGCCGAUUUUAAUGGACAUGAAUUCCUGAUUGCCACAGGUGGAGCUUCGCCAGAAGAUAGUUCUAUGGCCCUCAUUGUUAAUCACGAAGGAGAUAUCGUUUACGGAACGAUUGUUUUAGAAAAUUAUCCUUCCUCAAUUUUGGUAUCGUACUCUUAUAUUAUCGUCAACUUUGAAAAGAAGGGGGUUUUCAUUUAUAGAAUUGGUGAGGAUCAAAAAAUGGUGCAGCGAAUAACCUCAAAAACAUCGAAUUUACACAUUGCCAGCACUUCGAAAUUGUUCAAAAAUUUUAGAAAUACAGAAUCGAAACAAAAAGUUAUUGAAAAACUGCGAAAAGUUUCACUGACUAUGGAUGGCAACCACCUAAGAACUGAAAAUGAAAGAGAUUAUGUCAGCAAUCUGUUUGUGGAGGGUUCGUCUAUAGCAAUCUACGGGAAGUCUGGAAUACAUAUAUUAGUAAAGCAAUCACCUAUCUUGGACUUCACUCGAUUCGAUGAAAUGUACAUUGAAGAAAUCAAUAGAUAUCUGGUGCAGAAGAAGUUAGAACCGAUUUCGGAGUAUGAAAAGAUUGAGCUUAACUAUUUGUCGACAAUGAUGUUGUUAAUAUUAUCCCUACAUUGCAAAAGUUUCAAUGAAUCUGUAAUAAAGGAAUGGUGUUCGAACAAAGAGUCUGUAGAUAUCAGAUUAUUGUUUUACAUUUUAGGGUUCCGAAUAUUUGGUGAUAUAUGGGUACCAAAUGGGCUGACUAAAGCAAUUGAAGAUGUCAAGUCACUGAAAUUAAUUAACAGAUGUAAUGACAUCAGCCAUUUAUUGGCACUUAUCAAGCUGGAAAUGAACAAGGCCGGUGCCGCUAAUGAGAGUGAAGAAGUGACAAAAACUGUUGAUGUGAAUAUUUUUGAAUUGCAACUAAGUGAAAAUCAAAUAUGUUGCGAUGUCUCCUAUUUCGACAGGAGAAGCUUGGAGGAAAUUACAAAGAUCCUCGAAAAGGAACCAAAUAAAUAUCAGGAUCUACUCCUGAAAGUUUACGAGAGAAGAGGAAUGUUUUUAGAGUCUUUAAAACUUCUCAAAAAGGAUGGAGGCCUCAACAGAAUGCUUCCAUUUUUCAAAAGUCACAUUACAAAAUUCCCUUCCACGUAUAUCGAUAACGGUCUGUUAGAAGACCUAUUACUAAUUAUUGAUACAUCCAAAGUAGUUGACACCCAUCUCAUAGACGAGGUAAUGCAAGUGCUCACUUCUGUAAAGGCGGACCCGCGGCGUCUCAUCGCCAAAGCAGGUGAACAGUCUAACGUGAAGGCACUGAUUAUUGAGAAUCUGGGUGCUCAGGACCCGGGUGAUAAGCAAUAUCUUGCCGAAUAUUAUAUUGUAAAAUUGCAGAGAAAUAUGCAAGAAAACGAUCUGUGGGAUCUCAUUGCAGAAUUCCUUACGAGUUAUACCCGUGAUAUGACCUACACAAAAUGUUCAGUAAACGACUUUUUAAUGAUCAAGAUUAACCAUAACGAGAAAUUUAAAGAUUUUUCAAAAUAUCUGCAAGACGUCAAAUCACUGUACGAAAUGAAUCAAGACGGCAGUCUGCUCAAUAACAUUGUUAAACAACUUGAAUCAUUUGACAUCGGUCAUACAUUGGCUCUCCUGUUCCUUGGCACCCACGAUCUUUUGAGAAGGUUUUUCACGAAAGAUGAGCUUUUCGAAAUCUUUAUGACCUGUAAUGAUUUUCUUAACACCGAUAUGUACCUGGAUGACAAUAACAUUAUUAAGGUGUUUGAACAUUAUGUCUCUCUCUCUAGAAGACAAAUUUCAAACUCAUUGAUAUCUCACCUUUUAGAAAGAAAUCAAAGGCUACUUAGAAAUCAGAAAACUCUACUAAAUAUUUUGAGCCAGAUUCCAAACGACAGCGACUUUGAAACAUUAUUCAAUCCAAUUUUUUGCAUAAUAAGGAAUAUCGAAAGCCGAGAAAUAGAUUUGAGCUUGAAGAAGAGUUUGUUGAAAGAUGAAAUAUGCAUUCAUAAAAGUCUUCUGAACAAGCUAAAUAAAGAUAAGCAGUCAUAG